Messenger RNA from Oryza sativa Japonica Group (Japanese rice), 1064 nucleotides. The record is from RefSeq and is a predicted model, not a curated record. NCBI's taxonomy places the organism in Eukaryota, Viridiplantae, Streptophyta, Magnoliopsida, Poales, Poaceae.
UCCUCCUAGACGAGGCCGCAACCACCAAAGCCGAGGAGGAGAUCACGAGACGAGAGAGAGGCAGAGCAAUCGAAGCCCCACGCCAUGGUCAAGAUCAAGAUGCCCGCCCUGUUCCGCCGCCGGAGCGGCUCCAAGUCGCCGCCGCUGCCGCAGGCCGACCCCGCGUCCGGCGGCGGGUCCCCGGCGCCGACGCCGGAGGAGGAGAUGGAGCGGGUGUUCCGCAAGUUCGACGCCAACGGCGACGGCCGGAUCUCGCGGUCCGAGCUCGGCGCGCUGUUCGAGAGCCUCGGGCACGCGGCCACCGACGACGAGCUCGCCCGCAUGAUGGCCGAGGCGGACGCCGACGGCGACGGCUUCAUCAGCCUCGACGAGUUCGCCGCCCUCAACGCCACCGCCAGCGGCGACGCGGCCGCCGUCGAGGAGGACCUCCGCCACGCCUUCCGCGUCUUCGACGCCGACGGCAACGGCACCAUCUCCGCCGCCGAGCUCGCCCGCGUCCUCCACGGCCUCGGCGAGAAGGCCACCGUCCAGCAGUGCCGCCGCAUGAUCGAGGGCGUCGACCAGAACGGCGACGGCCUCAUCUCCUUCGAGGAAUUCAAGGUCAUGAUGGCCGGAGGCGGCUCCUUCGCCAAGAUCGCCUAGGAUCAAUCAACCACCCAAUUUCUUCCCUUCUCCUCAUCCUCCUCAUUGACCAACUCCUAUCCAUCCAUCCAUCCGAGCGUGCCGUGUGCGGUGGAAAUUUUAAGUGUAUAUACAACCGAUUAAAAGACCACUAGCCCUAGAUUCUUUCUACUAAUAAUUGCGAUUCUCAACUACUACUAGUUUCUUUCUUGGUAGAUUGGAAAUUGGAGGCUAAAAAGCAGCAAUUCUAUCCCCUGCUUUUGGUUCUAAGACACGCCAAUGCUUUCUCUCUUUUUUUUCCCCACAAGAUGUAAGCGUUUGCGUGGAGUAAGAGUCUUGGAUCUUGGAUCUUGCAUUCUUGUUUCGAUUGUUCACCAUCUGGAAUUCUGGAUGUCAGUUAAUCUGAUCUUAAUAUAAUCCCCUUCUGGAUGUCAUGUCAGUAA